UGUGAAUGGAGUGGGCUGCUGGAUGAAGAGGGAAUUUCUACGCUAAGUGUAGUAAAUAGAUGACUAAUCAUCGUAUUAGAACCAAACCGCAGACGAGCUAAUACAAUCAACAACAAAUACCAGAGAGACGUCGUCCGGCCACACGGCCUAAAAAUGGCCGUUAACACAAGAGGAAAGAAGGCGUUGUCCUUAUCAGAUAGUGGCAUGUCAUCAAUGGACGAGAGCAUAUACUACACUUCGCCAUUACGUCACAUUCUUGAUCUGCCAGAUGAACUUUUGGUGCGGAUUUUCGGUUACUUCCAACCAGUUGAGGACCAGCUCCCGCGAUUGGCUUUGGUUUGUAAGAAAUGGCAUCAUGUAUUGCAGUAUUCCGGUUCUUUAUGGCGCGUGCUGAACGUGAGCCCCGGGCCGAAUGCACACAUCCACUAUAGUCUGAUCACCACGAUACUGAAACUGUAUGGACACCAUCUAUACAAGCUAGUCUGGAGGGAGAACUCCCCGGUUUAUGAAAAUAUCUUUGCACUGGUCAAGCAUUUGACCAGUCUGAAGCUCCUACGUCUUCCCAUUUUAUGGAAUAGUGUCGUUGUGGACAGUCUGCAGAAUUUGGGGAACUUGGAAUCCGUUCACAUAAAUGGAGGAUACUCGCUAAUGGAUGCUGACUUAGAAAAUAUAGCAAGAUAUUUCCCCAAAUUAAAAGAAGUUUCAUUGAACGCUUGUUGGUGCAUUACGUCAUCAGGUUUGGUGACGUUUUGUAGAGCGCUGGAGAACCUGAAGAACGUGACGUUAAAGAUUAACUCGGGGUUGCCUCUAGAAGAUGCUCGCAGUGAGGAAUCGAUGAGAGAAGGAGCUAGGAUUGUCUUGGCCGUCAGAUACACUGUUUUUGCUUCCAUGGUUGGUGUUCUCUGUUUACAUUUUGUUCCUAUAGAAAUGGAUGAGUUAUGGGAUAUUGUCAACAAAAUGACGAACCUAAAAAAGCUUAGUAUCAGCAAUUGUGAGCAUCUUCAUGGGAUUCGUCUGGUAUCCAACUCCCUUCAGAAACUGUGUUUGUUUAACCUAUGGAAUGUUUUGUUUGUCAGUAUCGAUGGUACUGACUUGCGAAGCGUGACCAUUGACGCCGGCCUAGAGUCCAUGGAGCAUGUGGAAAUAUACGCACCAAAACUCCGUCGUGCAGUCGUCAAUGGCAGCAACAUCUUGAGGACAUUAGGGAUCCGCAGCAAGAAACUUUCGUUAUUGGACCUGUGUAACUGCGAGGAACUGGAAAUGUCCUCGUUAAGAGACAUGCUCAAAUCCAACCCUUCCUUAGUGUGUAUGAAGUUGGGCAGCUUGUCCCAAGACAGUCUUCUUCUGGAUGAACUAAUAAUACCCAAUCUACAAGAACUGUGUCUGUUGGGAGAUUUCGCCUGUGAGGCUCUUCAUGUUCGGAGUCCCACAUUACGUUUAUUUCACACUGAAUCUGAGACGGACAUCAUCACGCUUAAUCACGUGUACAUAACAGCCAAUCAUCUGUGUAAGGUAGCCCUGGUGGGGAUGCCGGCUUUAAAAACGAUGACUAUUCAGUGUGUGAGCGUGGAUUCCAUAGAACUGAAUCUAUGCAGUGAUGACCAAUUAUUACUGGACUCGUGCGUUAUACAGGCGUUAGGGUCUAUAGGAUUUUUACGUUUAUUCGACUGUAAGUUAAAUCUUCUCUCGGUGAGCACACCCCUAGCACGCACUGUCGUUCUCUACAGAUGUCACGUGUCUGAUUACGUUUUACAAAUGGCGCUCAAUGGAUGUCCAAAUAUAUCAAACCUAAACUUGGAGAAAUGCAGAAACAUUAAGCAGAUUUCGAUCGAGGCGCCACCUCUGAAGUUUCUGAAUAUGUUUGACUGCAGGGACAUCCACAAAUUGGAUCUCGAUUGUCCAGAACUCAUUGCUCUAAAUAUCGGACAGUGUCCGAAUGUUCGCUUAUAUAUACGAGGAAUCGAACAGGAGUUGUCUUCCUUGACGGGAGUUGUCCUUCCUUCCGAAUCUGUUCGUUGGAGUCACGAUUUCCCGCCACAAGUUUAUAUGUGUAGUUGAUGAUAUUUGUGGGUUUAUUCAUAGUGGUUAUUGUGAUUGGAAUGUUUUCUACAAAUUUUACAUUUUAGGUAAUUUAGAUAUGAUUAUGUAUUUGUUUAAAAUCUUUAUUAUUAUUUAUUCCGUAAACAGUCCCGACCUAACAACAUGGCUUUUCUACGAAGGGGUGGAAAUGGGGUGAAUGAAAUGUGGUUGUAUGGCUCGUCAGACCAAAAUGGUGCAAAUGAUUACAACCGAAGGUGACAUUAAGGCGACGGGGGGGGGGGGGGGGGGUCGUCAAUGCCCGUCCCCACCCCUGGCCAACACUAAGGGAUAUUUGACCUCGUUAUUGGUUUAUGAAAUAUCAAUCUGAUUAAAACACAGAUCCUAUUUCGUUUAUUUUUAUAGUUCAAAAUAUCGUUUUACUUGAUAUAUAAUGAUGUUAGGGAUUAGCCAAUGAAACGGUCUGUUACGGCGAGUUCUUGGCGUAAACCACUAGAAACGUCAACGCUGAUUGAUUAAUCAAUGUCUGACGUCAUAGGGUCAAAAGCCGCUCAUUCGACCCCUGACGCGACCUUCCACUACAACCAGUCUGAUCUUCAUAUAGUGUAGGCUAUCGAAAGUAUACAAAAAGCGAAACAAAUAUAAAAUCAAACAAUAACUGUUUCUGCAUAUAACCCGCGUUCUGGUGGAAGUGAUGGAUUAGCCAAUGAGUUCUUGGUGUUUGAUGCACGGAACUGUGGGUAAACCACUAGAAACGUCAACGUUGAUUGAUUAAUCAAUGUCUGACGUCAUAGGGUCAAAACAAUAACUGUUUCUGCAUAUAACCCGCGUUCUGGUGGAAGUGAUGGAUUAGCCAAUGAGUUCUUGGUGUUUGAUGCACGGAACUGUGGGUAAACCACUAGAAACGUCAACGCUUAAUGAUUAAUCAAUGUCUGACGUCAUAGAGUCAAAAGCCGUUCGUAGAACGUCACGUGACCUUUACUACAACCGGUCAGAUCUUCAUGUAGUGUAGGCCAUCGAAAGUAUAAAAAAACGAAACGAAAUAUAGAUCUGUAUUUUAAUCAGAACUUGAUAUUUUUUAGUGGGGGGACCUGACCACCGUUUCUCCCACCAGACCACAGUAGCUAUCUAACAUUGGUCAAUCAUCUGUAGAAUUUCAUCUUUAUAAUUAUUCCAUGGUACUGUGUUACAAAAUCGUACCCAAAAUUCUGUGGAUAGAAUUAUUAUAAUCUGCUGUAUCAGCUUGUUAUUCUUUACAUUUUGCCUAAAUUACUUCCGGUGAAGGUUUUUGACACUGUGAUAUUGUUUAUAAUUUGACGUCAUCAACCAUACGUCACCAAACGUCAUACGGCGUUAUGGAUCAUAGAAAUAGUGUGUUUAUCGUUAGCGUGAUUAGUAGAAGAGCGUGUGCGAUUUUAAGAUAUGUCAUGAUAUAGGGCCUAUGAAGACGCAUUAUGUAAGAAAUGAAAUGGGGUUUGACGUCCUACUGUUCUGCUCCGACUGGGCUAAUGAAGACGGGCAUACGCCAUACAGUGUACUAUGAGGGAAAUUUUGCCCGGAAACGGCGCUACGGCUUUCACACUUAUUCCAACUGCCAAGGGAUCUCUUACGUGUACGUCAGUGUGUACACGGGGCCUAUCGGAACGCAUUAUGUAAGAGCUAAAUAUAUCUAUUGCAUGUUUUUAUAAUCGUAUUUAAUAAUAUUUCUUUAGAACAGUUUCAAGCGGGUGCCCCAUUUAGCAGUCCGUAAUAAAUUCCUCCCAUAAAGAAAGUGUGACAUAGUUUGUAUGACGUCACUUGUUGUUUCUAUGGUUACAGCAAGAUGGUUCUUGUCUUUUGUUUGAUUAAUGUUUUAUUUAUUCUAAUCUAUGGAAUUCAUCGUCUCUAGUCAGCACCAUAUAUAGAGAGAACCUGGCCAGCUAUAGUCUCAGUUGUCAUGGACAAUCUCAAUGCUGUUCAAUUACAGAUUCGUCCUCAGUUCCUGCAGGGGGCGGAUCCAGGAUUUUCAGAAAGGGGGGGGGGAUGUCCCUACUUGGGAGUGCGAAGUCCGACCCUCGGUGGGUGGACUGACUGGAUCCGCGCCUGUCCCGCCUCUGACCCACUAUUUAUUAUGCAUAACUUUCAUUUCGUUCAUUUUUACUGACAGCCAUUUUGUUCUGAUGUUGAUAUGUGAAGCUUUCGGGGUUAGCUUAGAUCUAUUUCAGAAGGCAGAUUUCCUCAAGGUCACGUGAUGUAACCCUAACCCUUGUCCUCGCCCUAACCCACAAUCCUCGGCAACAGUCACGUGCCCUGACCCUGUUUACAUCUCGUGACCUUGGGGAAAUCCACAGGUGGCUUCUGAAAUAGGUCUGACCAGCUUUCAGAUUGGCUAACAAAAUGGCGACUAUGGCCGCAGUUAGCCAGGCUCGCUUUACAUGUAUAUAGUUUUUAGCAGUGGGAGGAAACCGGAGGACCCAGAAAAAAACCCACGAGGUUGGACAGG
Messenger RNA from Patella vulgata (common limpet), 4519 nucleotides. RefSeq lists its product as uncharacterized. The record is from RefSeq and is a predicted model, not a curated record. Gene Ontology annotation, molecular function: protein binding. Lineage: Eukaryota; Metazoa; Mollusca; Gastropoda; Patellidae. The transcript is spliced from 2 exons. Gene Ontology annotation, biological process: SCF-dependent proteasomal ubiquitin-dependent protein catabolic process. The coding region runs from base 154 to 2058 and encodes 634 amino acids. Gene Ontology annotation, cellular component: SCF ubiquitin ligase complex.